This is a messenger RNA of Hevea brasiliensis (rubber tree), 1341 nucleotides long. RefSeq names its product protein NODULATION SIGNALING PATHWAY 2-like. Bases 1 to 1341 code for a protein of 446 amino acids. The record is from RefSeq and is a predicted model, not a curated record. Gene Ontology annotation, cellular component: nucleus. NCBI's taxonomy places the organism in Eukaryota, Viridiplantae, Streptophyta, Magnoliopsida, Malpighiales, Euphorbiaceae. Gene Ontology annotation, molecular function: sequence-specific DNA binding; DNA-binding transcription factor activity. Gene Ontology annotation, biological process: regulation of DNA-templated transcription. The transcript has a single exon.
AUGGUCGAUGGGGUCAAGGAUUUUGGCAAUUGUAUGGUGAGUCAUAGCAGUAUUCUGCCUCCACAAGAAUAUUAUUGCCUUGGAGAUGACGUAGAAUUAGAAAACUUGCAUAUGUUGCCUAUAGCAAGUAAGCAUCAAUCCAUGGAUAUCUGCUCAAAACAGGCAGUAUCCUUGUUUUUCCCUAGUGAUGGUGUGGAAGUUGAUGACUGUUUAAGCAUAGUUCAUCUUCUCAAGGCUUAUGGAGAGGCUAUGGAGAUCGGGUUGAAAGAGUUAGCAGAAGUGAUUACCUUACGAUUAAAGGAGAAGGGUUGUCCUACGGGUUCGACCCUGCAACGUCUUGCUUGUUAUUUGAUCCAAGCAUUGGACAAGCAAGCGAGCUUUCUGAGGGAAGAAGCAAUAAUAAAUUAUGAGAUUGCUUUUAGUGCCUUUUAUCAGACAUUUCCCUACGGGAGAUUUGCUCACUUUACUGCUAAUUCUGUAAUUCUGGAAGCUAUUCCUGAGGAUGCUGAGAUAGUGCAUAUAGUUGAUUUUGACAUUGGAAAAGGCGUUCAAUGGCCUCCAAUAAUUGAGGCACUUGCAAUGCAAGGCCAAGGAGUAGUGGUGAGAUUCACUUCAAUAAAAUGGGAGGAGGAAGAGGGUAGUAGUUAUGAUCCUCCAUUUCAGAGCUUUGAGGAGACAAAAAUGUUGCUAUGUGAACAUGCAAGAUAUUUUGGUCUGAGAUUGAAGGUGGAAGAGAGGGAUUUGGUGUCCUUGGAUAAUGAAAUGAAGAAGACAAACAAAAGAGGUGGAGGGGGUGAGUGGUUAGCCUUCAAUUGCAUGGUGGGUCUCCCUCACAUGGAAGAAAGGAGGAGUGUAAGGAGUGUUAUUGAGUUUCUAAAGGUAGCUAAAGAUUCAAUUAGACUUAAUUGUAAAGGUGGUGGAGGUACUAUAACUUUUGGGGAUGGAAUUGGAUGGGGCAAAGGACUGCAAGGCUGGACUGGUUUUGGGUAUAUUUUUGAAGGGCAAUUGGCUCAGUUCAAAACCUUGUUGGAAUCAAUUGAUUCCCAUUUCUCUCAUCAUCUCAGAGAAGCAAAAAUAGCCAUUGAAUGUUUGUUUUUGAUACCCUAUUUUUCUUUUCUCAUUGACAUGCAAAUGUGGAAGGACAUUUCUGGGGAAAGUAGGGCACUUUCAGAGGUGGGAUUGGUGCCUUGGAGAAUCAGAAAAGAUAAUCUUUUGGAGGCCAAGGAACUAGUAAGAGAAGGAGAGAGUUCUUACUACGUGGAUAUUGAAGGAGUGCCGCAGAAUCAAAUGGUCUUGGGCUAUAUGGGAACUCCAUUGGUGAAGGUUUCUAGUUGGAGAUAA